AAACUGAGAAAAUACACAAAAGGUUAUUGUUAAAAAACUUUAUUAAUUAAUUAAAAUUUCUUAAAAGUAAUUAAAUAUAAUAUAAACUUAAAAAGAAAUGUUAAAACAACAAUAACAAAUAAAUUAAAUAAAAUCCAAAAAAAAGAAUUCAAGAAAAACUAAUCCUACAUACGGAAGUGCUUUGAAAAGAUUGUGAAAGAAAAUUAACACAAAAAACAUAUUACACCAUAAACAACAAAACUACAACAGUUUAGACCUUGAAAACUAAACAAGAAAUUUCCAAUUGUUACAACUGGACCCAGCAAAAGCUAUAUAGAAAAAGAGAAAAAUCAUUACAAAAACUAUGUUUGGCUUCGAUGGUGAAUAUCGUCGUAAGCCGAGCCAAAGUUUUGGUGGUGCCUCGACCAGCAGUGAUCGGGAAACGAUUAUACGCAAAGCUGCUGAGGAGCGUUUGAAACGCAAUCAAUUGCGUCGUGAAAACAAUGGAGCGAUUGUUUUGCAAUCCUAUUUACGUUCAUUUAUACAUCGACAGCGCCGUAAGCGUUAUGAACGUGAAACAUUUGAUGAAUUUUUACGCACUCAUCGUGAUAAACUUACACAAGAUGAAAAUCUGGCUUUUUUACUCAAAAGAAUUAUAUUUUUUUACAAUUCAAAAGAGACCAAAGAUGGUGAGAGAUUGGUAAACAUUUGAUCACAAGUCGUAAAAGAAUCCCGCGCGUUUAGUGCAAUUUCCACUACGAGGCUGUCCUGGCUGCAUCGGCCUUAAAAAACCUACAUCAGCUUAUGUAUCAUACAAUUAACAUCUGUCCAACAGACAUCACAAGCCAUACCGCUGAGAAUGCUGGAGACAUUCACUGCGGAAACAUCCAUCGAGCGUUAUGUCGAAAACGAACAACUAAUCAAACCUAUUUAGAUCGUAUAUUUCGUUAUUUAGUAGAUAAAGAACUAUUACAAGCGUUUGCGUGAACUAUUAGAACAAAAAUGCCCACCAUUAGAUGGUGAGACACUACAUCCACCAAAUCAAUUUUCAGAGGCUAUAUUUCAACUUAUGCUUAGACCUUUAUUGUUGGCCAAUAAAGCGGCAUCCGGUUUUUCCUAUGGCAAUAUUAUUUGUCAAUCAUUUACUAAACAUAUACUAGCGCUGCCAUAUACCGAUUGUAUACGUUAUUUUUUGCUACCCUGCUUUGCCGAAUGUUCAGAAUUUCCUUUUGAAUAUUUACUUAAAACUUUGCAACAGUGUACAAGAACACAAUUGCCAGAAAAAAUGCAAGUUGAUAGCAGUCCCGUGGUGACCUUUACAGGAGCCUCCGCAGCUGAAAGUCUUAAUGCGACUUCAAAUUCAAGUUCACCUUCCGGCAAUAAGGCUAUGGAGGAUAAGUCACAGGAACCAACUAAGAUAUUUAGCACAUUUUUAUUACAUUCUUUGCUAAUGUUGGACCGUAAACAAUUAAAAUCUUUACAUGCCAAGUCUUUGUUGGGGGAUUAUAUCAAAGUUAUAGCUGAAGUAUCGCCGAAAAUUUUACAACUACCCAAAUCAUCGUUAAAACAUACCGGCCAUCAUCAACGUUAUCAUCCUCAUGCUAGUGAAGAUACCUCAUCCGAUGAUGACUCUGAAGACGAAGAGGAAGAAGAUCAAUAUCAAAAUAAACGCAAUAUACAAUCCAUGGAUACCGUGGAUGUAAUGACUAUGUCAGUACCCUUGUCAGAAACUGAAAAAGAUAGUUUACUGGAGUGUAUACAAUUAUUAAAUGAGGGUGAACGUGUUCAUAGUAUAUUAGACUAUAUAGAGGAGUAUCUGAAAGAUGAAGAAGUGCUCUAUGGGCUGUGCGAAAUUUGUCAUAAUUUAAUGAUUUACAAUAAAAUGGCCAUGUUUGAAUAUAAGCUUUUAUAUACUUUGGCUUUUAUGCCCAACUUUAUACGUGCCGUUUGGUUUACCCUAAUAGCACAAUCAAAACAACAGGGCUUUAAUGCCCCCUUGACAUUGAUAUCUAAAGGUGUAGUGCCUAAACAAGCUGGUGCUGAAUCAUUUGUGCCUUUAUUGGCCACUUUCUGUAUGCUUUUUGGACGCCUAUUGCCUACUUUACACGAUGUAGAGUUUUGUGAUGAAAAGUUAUUGAUCGAAAAGCCUUUACAGCCCACUUUACAUGUACGUCUUAUGCCCUUUUCUUUGGCUGAAAUUGUGCAAUUAUCGAAAACACUUAAAGAGGUUUCUUUGGGUUUGGUAGAAUUGGCUUUUCCCGAAACUCGCUCAAAUCUUAAUCAACAUUAUCGUUUUGUUUUGGGUCGUUCCGAUUCGGAUGAUAAAAAAAUCAAGCAACAAAAACAAAUUUGGUCAAAUCUUUUAAAGGUGGUGGUAUUUGUUCUGAAUCAAAUACAUACCAGAGAUUUAAGAUUAGGUUUCUGUCCUGAGUUACAUUGGACGGUAACACGCCUGGAUUUGCCUUUAGAUAGACCUGCUGAUUUACCUUUAACACGAGGCAGUCGUACCCGCGGCAUAAGACCCUUUCAACCUAUACGUGAUUUUACACGGGAAGAUUUUGAAAAUGGUCCUCCCAUGUCCACGAAACAAAUACGUUCUAUUACCAUAUUAAGGGAAAUACCAUUUGUGGUGGCCUUUAGCAAACGUGUGGGUAUAUUACAGGGCCUGGUGGCAGCUGAUAAAAUGCGUGUUCAAGGUCACUUGCAGGCCUUUCUGCAGGGUCCCUCGAUAACUUUGACAGUGCGUAGAACCCACUUAUAUGAAGAUGCUUAUGAUAAACUAAGGCCGGAAAAUGAACCUGACUUACGCUUAAAAUUCCGUGUACAGUUUGUUUCCUCUUUGGGUUUGGAUGAGGCGGGUAUAGAUGGCGGUGGUGUUUUUAGAGAAUUUUUAUCGGAAUUAAUUAAAACUGCUUUUGAUCCCAAUAGAGGUUUUUUUAUGGUCACUACCGACAAUAAACUCUAUCCCAAUCCUAAUGUGGGCGAUUUAGUGCCCGACUUUGAAAAACACUACUAUUUCAUAGGUCGCAUUCUAGGCAAAGCGAUCUAUGAAAAUCUCUUAGUUGAGCUACCUUUAGCAGAAUUUUUCCUUACCAAAUUGGCCGGCAAAUAUGCUGAUGUGGAUAUACAUCAAUUGGCCUCUUUGGAUCCGGAACUGUAUAAAAAUCUUCUCUAUUUAAAAGACUAUGAAGGUGAUGUUAGUGAAUUAAAUUUAGAUUUUACAGUAGCCAGUAGUUCUUUCGGUCAAACGCAAGUGAUUGAAUUGAAACCUCAAGGUCAAACGAUACCAGUGACAAAUUCAAAUCGUAUAGAAUACUUGCAACUAAUGGCCGAUUAUAAAUUGAAUGUACAGAUAAGACAGCACUGUAUAGCAUUUCGUAAGGGUCUGUCAAAUGUUUUACCAGUCGAAUGGCUGUAUAUGUUUAGCAAUAAGGAAUUACAGAUAUUGAUAUCGGGUGCUGAAAUACCCAUAGACUUGGAAGAUCUCAAAAAGCAUUGUAAAUAUGGUGGUGAAUAUAGUCCAGAGCAUCCUUCGAUAGUGGCCUUCUGGUCGGCCUUAGAGAGUUUUGAUGAUUUGCAAAAAAGACAAUUGCUGAAAUUUGUAACGAGUUGUUCCCGGCCUCCUUUAUUGGGUUUUAAGGAUUUGGAUCCUCCCUUUUUUAUACAAAAUGCUGGUGAUAUGGAACGUUUACCCACGGCUAGUACUUGUACAAAUCUUUUGAAAUUGCCUCCCUUUAAGACAGUUGAACAAAUGCGCGAAAAACUGCUCUAUGCCAUACAAUCGGGUGUGGGCUUUGAAUUAAGCUAAAUCUUGUUUUAUAACUUAUUAUUUUCCCCAUUCCCUGUACUACUCCUCUUUUGUUAUUUUCUCAUGCAAUUUUUCGAAAAAAAAAACAACUUUUUGGUUUUCUUUUCUUUUAUAUAAAAACUUAUAUUCCAUUUUUUUUAU
Messenger RNA from Lucilia sericata (common green bottle fly), 3928 nucleotides. Its product is annotated as ubiquitin-protein ligase E3C. The record is from RefSeq and is a predicted model, not a curated record. Gene Ontology annotation, biological process: ubiquitin-dependent protein catabolic process; protein polyubiquitination. Lineage: Eukaryota; Metazoa; Arthropoda; Insecta; Diptera; Calliphoridae. Gene Ontology annotation, molecular function: protein binding; ubiquitin protein ligase activity.